GGAAGUAUCAAAACAAGACCAACAUGCGACAUUCAAUAACAAACUCCCAUAUAAAUUACAAUCCUUCGAGUUUCUAUGCGAAAUUCUUCCUCUAUUAUAUCUUGUGAUACUGUGAGAUUCUUUUCAAAUCGCCAUGUGGCGUGAUCGUACAAAUCUCUAUAUCUCCUAUCGACAAUCAUAUGCACAUCACCCCGCAAAGAAACCAAAAUAUUCAAGCUCUUCUGGCAAUGGAUACUCAGACAGUAUUGGGGGAGCCUCGGAGGAACGCAGAGGACUCAUGUCCGCUGGCGCAUUCGAAGAUGACGGCGAUGCGAUAAUAGAAAUGGAUUUACUGCCACCGAGAUGGGCAGAUAUCAGCGACGAAGUCACAGAAUAUCUUACGGACAUCGCAAACAAGAGUCAAAAAUUGGAGAAGUUACAUCAAAAACAUGUAUUGCCAGGAUUCGAUGAUGAGGAAGUCAAGAAAAAGGAAGAAAGGGAGAUUGAACUAUUGACGCAACAAAUUACCAAGGGAUUUCACGAUUGUCAGAGGUCAAUUCAAAGAGUAGAACAAAUUGUUCGUGACUCGCGGCAUCAAGGAGGCAUAAGUAAAGGAGAGGAAACUAUGGCAAGGAAUAUCCAGAUUUCACUAGCAUCGAGGGUACAAGAAGCAAGUGCGGGAUUCAGAAAAAAGCAAAGUACUUAUCUGAAGAAGUUACGAGGCUUGGGAGGUAUGAAUGCACCUAUCGAACGAACAUCUACCCCUCUUUACAGUAAUUACAUCGACCCCUCCAUCAUGGAAUCCGACGCCGAUAAAUCAUUCUCCCAAGCAACCCUCCAACAAACCUCUCAAAAACAACUCACCUCCAAUGAUGCAGCCAUCAUGCAACGGGAACGUGAAAUCAAUGAUAUUGCGCAAGGUAUUAUCGAACUCGCCGACAUUUUUAAAGAACUUCAAACUAUGAUUAUAGAUCAAGGAACAAUGUUGGAUCGUAUAGACUACAACGUGGAAAGAAUGGCAGUAGACGUCAAGGCUGCAAAUGUGGAAUUAAAAGUUGCAAGCGGAUACCAAAGAAAGGGAACGAAGAGACGAAUUAUUUUGUUAUUGAUCCUACUAGUUGUAGGUAUGUUUAUAUUGCUAUUGGUAAAACCAAAGAAGCAUAGAGGAGAGGUAGAGGACAGUGUACCACCACCAUCACCACCUUAAUAAUGAUACCAUUUUUUUCAAAGAUAGAUUGCAUGUGUUUUGGUGGAGAUAUAUUUGACAUACCCGAAAUACUUCACAACUUCACACAAGGUGUACCCCUGUUCCACGUGCGCAAACUAUCAAUCAUUGUGUUGGGUCGA
Botrytis cinerea B05.10 is the source of this 1326-nucleotide messenger RNA. RefSeq names its product Bctlg2 (gene Bctlg2). The coding region runs from base 134 to 1186 and encodes 350 amino acids. Gene Ontology annotation, cellular component: SNARE complex; membrane; endomembrane system. Gene Ontology annotation, biological process: vesicle fusion; vesicle-mediated transport; intracellular protein transport. The transcript is spliced from 3 exons. Gene Ontology annotation, molecular function: SNARE binding; SNAP receptor activity. The record is from RefSeq and is a predicted model, not a curated record. NCBI's taxonomy places the organism in Eukaryota, Fungi, Ascomycota, Leotiomycetes, Helotiales, Sclerotiniaceae.